Molecule: messenger RNA, 339 nt
Organism: Penicillium concentricum
Lineage: Eukaryota; Fungi; Ascomycota; Eurotiomycetes; Eurotiales; Aspergillaceae
Exons: 1
Coding region: 1-339 (112 amino acids)
Source: RefSeq, a predicted model, not a curated record
AUGACAGCGACAGAAGGAAAUACACCGAUUUCGACUGCUGUACGUGUGACAAGUGUAUCGGCGACAACGACACAUUCAGCAACGACACAUUUAGCCUCGCCAGCUGUGACUCCUGUCGACAAAAAUCCGCAAUCAGAAGAUAGAGCAUGGAUCGCGGGCCCUGUCGUUGGGUCUGUAGCUGGUGUUACUCUUGUUAUAUUUGCCAUUUUUGUGCUGAAGAGACGCAAACGAGGUCAAAGUGCCAAGGUUGCAGUGGAUGUGAAUAAUGAAGGUGGCUAUGACAAAGUCGAGUUACCAGCUGAGGGAAAUGCACGGCACUCGCAGCCCAGAAUGUCAUAG